GCCAGUCCCGAAACCCAGCUUUAGGCCGGCACGCAACGGGAAGGAGGCGCCGAGGCCUAUCCCGGACUACAGCUCCCGGCGGGCAGCAGGGCUGUGGGCCCCGGAAGUGGAAGGGUUUGUGUAGCAACGGAGGCAGUUAGUGGAUUGCUGAGAGGAGCCGUAGGGCUGGCAGGGAGCUAUUUACAGAAUACCAGAUUGGAAGGAACUGCAAGGAUCAUCUAGUCCAAACUUUCAGGUUGUGUUGUCUGUAGGUAAGCCAUGUCUGUUCCAUCUGACGAAACUGUGGGGGACCUGCCUGUGAGAGAUGUAGGUCUAACUCCAGCGGGAAAUGGUGGAAUACAAGAACCAUCGAUGACACAGAAUGCAAAAGCUCGACAGGCUGUGUCACGAAUCAGUCGGGAGGAGCUGGAAGACAAGUUUCUUCGUUUACGUGAUGAGAACAUCUUACUCAAACAGCAUGCAAAUAAGCAGGAGGACAAAAUUAGGAGAAUGGCCACCAAGUUAAUACGGCUUGUUAAUGACAAGAAGAGGGCUGAGCAGGUUGGUGGCGGCCCCAAGCGGCUGGGCCAGGCUGUGGAGCUGGAAGAAAUGAUUGAAGGUUUGCAGGAGAGGGUGCGGGAGCUCGAGAAACAAAACGACAACCUCCGCAGCAAGCUCAUUUUAACUAAACAGCAGCUCCAGGUUAUGGGCCGCAGGCCUUAUUCCUACGUUCAGUCUCGCAUCAACACUGGCCUCAAAAAAGUGAGUGAGGCUGCUGGCAUGGCAGGGCACAGAAAGAAAGGAAUGAGAUUUCAGGAUUUAGAAGUGAGAUCACCUAACCCUGUAGUCCCAGUUGAUGGACAGAGUCCGCUUGAAGAUCCAAGGGCUGAAAUAAGAAAUUUGGAGACUGUGAUUGAGUCCCAGAGGGAACACAUUGAGGAACUAGAACGUACCAGAGACAUACUUGUGAGUCAGCUAAGCAGGAAGGAGAAGGAAGUUGAAGAAUCUGUCCUACGGCUGAAAGAGCAAGACACUACGAGCCGAAGGCUAAACAUUCGAGACAACGUGGAAAUGAUCAAGGUCCGUAAGCAGCUGGCUGAGAAAAGCAAUGCCCUUUCAGCAAUGGAAGGAAAAUUUCUCCAGCUUCAAGAGAAUGAAAAGAACCUGAAGACCAGCCAUGAUGCUUUAAUAGCAAAAAGCAAUGAACUGAAUCAGCAGCUUAAAGAAGAACGGUUAAGGUCUCUUCAUCUUCAGGAAGAACUGCAGUUAGUAACUAUUUCAAACCGAAGGACGGAGGAGCUGCAGGAAAGAAUAAGUGAUCUAGAAAAAGAGAAGGAACUCUUGAAGCAAGACUAUGACAAGCUAUGUAAUAGUGUCUUCAGUAUGACCCAUGAACAGCAGUGGAAGUUAAAGGAACAGCAGCUGAAACUGCAAAUUGCUAAACUAGAGACUGCUAUCAAAUCUGAUUUAGCAGACAAAAAUGAAAUCCUUGACAAGUUCAAAGUAGAAAGAGACCAAAAGGAAAAGUUGAUGCAAGAGAAUAAAGACCUGCAGUUAUGCUACCAGAAGCAUAAGCAACAACUAGAUGAACUGAAAAAUCAUGUGAAGUUUCUGACCAAGGAGAGUGAUACUGAUGUGGCAAAACUCAAUGAAGCCCACUUGCUUAUAAAGGUUCGAAAGCAGCAGCAGAAUGAAGACCUUAUGUUUUUGGAAAAAGUAGAAGAUGAUGUCCCUAAAGAUUUAGAACGCUCCAUGCGGGAGCUGCAGCUAACACAUGCGGAAACAGUGCAGGAACUUGAAAAGACAAGGAAUAUGUUAAUUGUGCAGCAUAAAAUUAACAAAAAUUAUCAGACUGAAGUGGAAGCAGUGACACGAAAGAUGGAAAGUCUACAGCAAGACUAUGACUUAAGACUAGAACAGUCUGCCCAUCUUCUUGAUAUUAGAGCUGCGCGUAUCAGAAAACUAGAAGCCCAACUAAGAGAUAUUGUCUAUGGUACAAAACCCCAUAAAUCCAAACCAGAAAUAUCAUCAGGUGAACCAGUGGAUGAAUUUAAUGAAACUGUGUAUUUAGAGAGAGGAGAGAACCUUUUUGAAAUUCACAUCAGCAAAGUGAUCUUCUCUGCUGGAGCUAUAAACGCUUUUGGUGACCGUGAACCUGCAACCUUUUGUACUUACGGAUUCUAUGACUUUGAACUUCAGACAACCCCAGUCGCCUAUGGGCACAGCCCAGCAUACAAUUUCACUUCUCAGUAUUUUGUCCUUGCUGAUGACAACUUUUUGCACUAUAUACAGCAAAACAGUGUCACACUUGAAGUUCAUCAUGCAUAUGGCAUCGAUUAUGAAACAGUUGCUACAUGUCAACUGAAGUUCCAUGGUGUUUUGGAAAACAAUGGGAAGAUCUACAGCACGGCAAAUUUAGUUGGUAUCAAAGGAAACAUUCAGAAUUAUGGUACUGUAGAAUACUGGAUCAGGUUACGAGUUCCUAUGGAUCAAGCUAUUAGACUCUACAAAGAAAGGUCAAAGGCUCUGGGCUAUAUAGCAUCCAGUUUUAGGGAACAUGAGCAACGAUCCCAGCAGCAGAUACUCAGAACUGCCCAAGUCAGCACUUCAACAGAUGGCAAUUUAAAUGAACUCCACAUUACAAUAAAAUGUUGCAACAAUCUACAAGCCCGAAAAAAACAUCUUCAGCCAAAUCCUUAUGUUGUCUACAAGUUCUUUGAUUUUGCAGACCAUGAUACUCCCAUCAUUUCCAGCAGCAGCAAUCCACAAAUAGAUGACCAUAUGUGUUUCCAAGUGCCAAUGAACGCAGAUUUAGACCGAUACCUAAAAUCAGAAUCCUUAAGCUUUUAUGUAUUUGAUGAUGGUGAAGUGGAAGAAGGUGCUUAUGUAGGGAAAGCCAGUGUGCCUCUUAAUUCUUUAGCACAUGACAGAUCUAUCUCAGGUACUUUUGAACUAACUGAUUCUGAAAGACAUGCUGCUGGCACCAUCACAGUUGAAUUAAAAUGGAGUUUUGUCUACCUACCACCAAGUGGAUCAACAAUGGCUACAGACUUAGCAAGUUUAAUUCAAAAUGAGAAAUCAAUGGCAACUGAAUUACUGGCAGAGGAAAAAACACAGACUUCAACCCUGUUGCCUUCUUUUACUUCAUCAGUAAUAAAGCCAACCCCCAAACCGAGGCAGCGUGCAGCUCGAGCAGACAAGAGAGUAUCUUUUCAGGAUCUUACUACAAUACAGGUGGAACAUGUGGUACAUGAGGUUAAACAAGAAAGUCUGGCAGAUGAUAAGAUAAAGGAAAUGGCUGAAGAAAUUCAACAGGAAAAAGACCUCUCACAUCUGUCAGAGGGGCAGUUGGCUGACCAGAGCUCGAUUGCCUCUGGAGAUGAGACAGAAAUAGCUGAAGAAUUGCAACCAGAAGAUCAAGAUGAUAGACAAGAAAGUGAUGCAACUGAGUCAGUGAUAACUGACAGUGAUGACUGUAUUGUUUCAAGUCCCCUAUCCAAGAAUAUUAUAAAGGCAACUGAAAGAAUCAGGAUUGAAAUUAUAUCGCUCUGUCUUACUGAGUCAGGAAUUGCAUCAGAUGAAACUAUACAGCAGCUGUUUGUAGAAUGCAGAUUAUACAAUUUCCUUGCAGAGGAGACCCCACUGUCACUUCCAAAACCAACAAGUGGUCAGAGAAUUCACUUUAACUAUAGCAGUGUGAUACAUGUGGAUAUGGCAAAUAAUCGUGCAAGAAGAGAGUAUCUCAAGUCUAUGCUUCUAAAGCCAAAUCUGCAUACUGACAGCUUACAAUUUACAGUGGUCAGUGAUCCCCCAGAAGAUGAACAGGAUCUUGAAUGUGAAGAUAUUGGAUUUGCUUAUGUCAGUUUAAGAGAGAUACUUCAGAAGCAAAGAGACAUCAUUGAACAAGAUAUUGAUGUUUUCGAUUCUCAAGAUGAUACUGCAGUAAUUGGAAAGCUCAAAGUAACAGUGGAAGCCCUCCAUGCGCUGCAUUCAGUCUAUGAGGAAUGCAAAGAUGACUAGGAGGCAUGAAAGGGAAGUUUGCCUACAGAAGUUCCUUCUCCCAGUAAAAAUAAAUGCUUGAUAGUGCUUCAAAGAUAGAUCUUUGUAAUUCUUACAGUGUAUUUAAUGUAUAAUUUAUAUGAAAAGGACGCUUGAUUUGUAGUUGUAAAGUUUUGUAUACUUUUUAGUCUGUUUGUUUUUAUAUUUCCCCCUUAAGGCUAAGAAUCUCUCCACAAUGGACAACGUCUUGUAAAUAAUUAAUACCUACAUGAUUGAAUGAUGUGCUUUAUUUGCAUUUUCAAGAUCUUUUCCUACAUAAACCAGUAAUAAAAAUGCAAGUCAAAUUUUAAAUUUUUAAUAAAAAAACCAUAAGCCUUAGAAAACUGAUUAAAAAUACUUUUAUGUUAUCCCUAAUCACCCCACUAAAUGGAAUGCCUGUGAUUAGCCUCAUUAAGAAUUUUAUACUGUGAAGAUUUUAUUAAAAGCAAUAUAUGAAAAUUA
Messenger RNA from Pogoniulus pusillus (Red-fronted tinkerbird), 4479 nucleotides. RefSeq names its product RPGRIP1 like (gene RPGRIP1L). Gene Ontology annotation, biological process: non-motile cilium assembly; retinal rod cell development. Gene Ontology annotation, molecular function: thromboxane A2 receptor binding. Gene Ontology annotation, cellular component: photoreceptor connecting cilium. Bases 259 to 3999 code for a protein of 1246 amino acids. The record is from RefSeq and is a predicted model, not a curated record. NCBI's taxonomy places the organism in Eukaryota, Metazoa, Chordata, Aves, Piciformes, Lybiidae. The transcript is spliced from 26 exons.